Molecule: messenger RNA, 1791 nt
Organism: Hylaeus anthracinus
Lineage: Eukaryota; Metazoa; Arthropoda; Insecta; Hymenoptera; Colletidae
Product: SET domain-containing protein SmydA-8-like
Exons: 7
Coding region: 127-1722 (531 amino acids)
Molecular function (GO): protein binding
Source: RefSeq, a predicted model, not a curated record
AACAAGACACCGCGACUCCCACGAGUCUGAAUAAACCGUCCGUACUCGAACUAAACCGGUUGAUUUUAAUCAACGAGAAUAACGGAAGGCCUGGUCGAAUCUAUUUUAAAAACUUACGACUGACGUAUGACGAUGGAGCAAAAGGCAAAGAACGUCGGGACUCCCCCGUUAAAGUAUAAGAUUGCACGCACUGAAAAACUCGGCAGGUAUUUGCAGGCAGCAAAAAAUCUGGCAGCAGGCGAAGUGAUACUUCGAGAAAAACCGGUUGCCGUUGGACCAAUGACGACCAGUCAGGAUUACGUCUGUUUCGCGUGUUUGCGUUUGUUACCAAAAAUCAGAAGAGGCACGCAAUAUUACUGCCUCAAGUGCAAUGUUGCACCUUUAUGCAGCACUGCCUGCAAGGAGGAGUCAAAGCAUCAUACUCCAGACGAAUGCGAAAUACUUGAAAAGAAUAGAGACCUGCUGACCGACAAAAUAGCUGACGUCAUCGGUGUGUUGCUGCCUCUGCGAUUAUGGCUUCUGAAACAAAGGAAUCCAGAGUUGUGGGCACAAAUAGAGUCCAUGGAAGCUCAUAUAGAUAAAAGAAGAAAUACGUCCGUUUGGAAAGACAGGGAGGAAAACGUUAUAAAUGUCGUGAGGGCACUUCGUCUGAUUCCUGAAGAAGAAGCGUCUACAGAUCUCUUACAGCAGCUUUGCGGUAUCUUAGACGUUAACACAUUCGAGUUGAGAUCUCCGGGAGGUCUGGACGGUCUCCUUUUGCGAGGUUUAUAUAUGGAGGCCUCCCUCAUGGCUCACGAUUGCAGAGGGAACACUCACCUUACCGUAGAUAACGACUUUCAGCUCACCGUGUACGCCAGUCUGCCGAUCAACGAAGGCGACCCUAUUUUCUUCAAUUACACCUCGUCGCUUUUGGGAACGUCAGGUAGGAGGGAGCACCUGCGUGGAGGAAAGUACUUCGAGUGCGAGUGCUCGUUAUGCAUGGACCCCUACGAGAUGGGCUCGUACAUGAGCAGCAUCCUGUGCCCCAGGUGUAGAGAAGGUUUCGUAGGAGUGCAAAAUCCUUUAACGAUAAAUCCCUAUGGAAGGGGUGUAAAAUGGCAAUGCGAUAAGUGCAGAAGAAGCAUCGGGGGUCGUCUCGUGCGAGCCACUUUGGACAUAACAAGAACCCUCAUCGAUAACACGGACGACGACGAUAUCAAAGGUCUCGAAACGUUGACGGCGAAACUGUCGCGUUCUCUGCACACGAAUCAUUUCUUGAUGUUAUCCUUGAAGCAGAAAUUGUUGGCAGCGUACAGGAAAGAAGUGGCAUCGCCGAAUCCACAGAAGAAAGUUAUGAUGAGAAUGCUAGACACGUGCAAGGAAAUGUGCAACGUGUUAGAAGUGGUCGAGCCGGGGAUAUCUCGAUUAAAAGGAAUAAUGUUGUACGAGAUGCACUUGCCAUUGGUACUGUUAGCGAACAGAGCAUACGCUGCACGUGAAAUUAAUUCGACGGAUCUUGCUUCGCGCCUGGAGGAAGCCGGAAGUCUGUUGAAGAAAUCCCUAACGAUGCUUCUUUUAGAACCAGCAGACACCCCAGAGGGAAAAUUGGCUAAACGAGCCCUGCAAGAAUUGAAAGCUCUAAAUCAAAAUAUAGCUGACGUUAAAUCAAUCUCCACCAUCGAUGACACGCGUUUCCACAACAAAAGGAAAUCGCAUAAGAAUAAAUCCAAUACGAAGAAAUGAAUAUAAAAAAUGCUUUAACAUCUAUGCAUGCUCUGUUUUCUUUAUCUUUCAUUCUAUUCCUCCUUUUCC